Suhomyces tanzawaensis NRRL Y-17324 is the source of this 729-nucleotide messenger RNA. RefSeq lists its product as uncharacterized. The transcript has a single exon. Bases 1 to 729 code for a protein of 242 amino acids. Lineage: Eukaryota; Fungi; Ascomycota; Pichiomycetes; Serinales; Debaryomycetaceae. Gene Ontology annotation, molecular function: metal ion binding. The record is from RefSeq and is a predicted model, not a curated record.
AUGGACUUUGUAAACCCUCCUCCGCCCAGGCGAACAGGCGCCCUGCAAGGGCUUCUCGACCUCCCGACUCAUUUGCCCAAUGACGCACCACUGACGGGACCCGAAACAGCCAGUCUGCUGGGCCCAGUGGAAGAACCAAUUCGCGACGAGACCGUGGACGACGAAGAGAGCACCCACGCUACUCCUUCCUCAGAGCCAGUGUUCAUUCCUGGCACCAACAUCACCUUGCAGACCGAGGAGGACAUCAGGAAAUGGAUUGAAGACAGAAAGAAAAACUGGCCGUCCAGAAAGAAUAUCGCCUCCAAGGAAGAAGGUAAGCAACAGAAGGCCCCUGAACCCAGAGGCAACAACAAGAGGGAAAGUGACGAUCCCACCGGUAACAAGAAGAAGCCGAAGUCUCUGUGUCGGUUUUUCCUGCAGUACGGUCACUGCAAGUUUGGGAACAAGUGCAAGAACGUCCAUGAAACUCCCACUACCGGGGUGACAGUUUCCAACGAACACGAUGCUACCCAUUACAAACGCCAAAUCAAUGGCAUUCCCGUGCUCAUUCCCAAGCUCUACUCCAAGAGACAAUCUCUGGGACCAAAUGGCUCUUUGUUCAAAAGUUUGGUCCAGAAAGAACUUGCCGAAAACGAAAACUCGGUGGUAUUGGACUUUGUUCAAUACCUAGACAAGCAGGGCUUGAUAAAUCAUGAUGUGAUGAAAAAUACUACAAAACCGACGAAAUAG